Molecule: messenger RNA, 4860 nt
Organism: Periophthalmus magnuspinnatus
Lineage: Eukaryota; Metazoa; Chordata; Actinopteri; Gobiiformes; Gobiidae
Gene: tbkbp1
Product: TBK1 binding protein 1
Exons: 10
Coding region: 242-2143 (633 amino acids)
Biological process (GO): canonical NF-kappaB signal transduction
Cellular component (GO): cytoplasm
Source: RefSeq, a predicted model, not a curated record
ACACCGACUGUAGUGAGGCUCCUUCUCACGGCGUCAGAUGUGCUCCUCAGUUGGCUACAAGAGGCGUGAUUGUCCGCGCUGUACGUGAACACCGACCAAUACAAUUUCACCGGCUUCUUGACACACGGCGGAACAAAAGAGCUCGCCUUUAGCCCAGGGGGUGAGCGGAAAAACCCCUCCAGAUUUCAGGAUACGAAGCGAUGGCAUCUUUGGACCGAGCAGAAGGUUGACGCUGUGAGCCAUGCAGUCUCUCUAUGGCGGGGGCGAGAUGGAGCUGCUGGGGUCCGGAGGGGGGGGCGACGCGGGAGGGGGUCUGAAGGACGACUGCGGUUCCGUGGCUUGGCGUUCCUCGUCGGUGUCCAACGAUGACGUGUACUCCGCCUCCCACUUCGCCCUCAUCUCGGCCUAUCAGGACAUCAAGACGCGACUGGCCUGCCUGGAGCGUGAGAACACCAGUAUCAAGAGGAAACUCAAGAUUUAUGAGAUCAAGUUUCCAAUGAUCAGCGAGUUUGGAGAAGAUAACUCGUACUGUUCCUUCGAGAGUAAAGAGACGGCUCUGCUUCAGUCGGAAAAUGGGAACCUGCUGGAGAGGGUCAACGUCCUGACGCAUGAGCUGCAGAAGAGGAAGGAGCGCGAGGAGCAGCUGGAGGAUGUGAUCCAGGCCUAUGAGAAAAUCCACCUGGAGAAGAGCAACCUCCAGAGAGACCUGGACAAGAUGACGAGCCUGGUGGAGAAGCAUGUAGAGAGGAUCCUGGGUCUGGAGGCUGCUCUGAGACAAAGAGACAACUCACUCCAAAAACUCAACAUCCAACUCCACAGCAAAGACAUGCAGUAUCUACAGCUGCACUCCGGCCCCGACGCUCAUAUGCUGGACUGCCCUGGUAUGACCCUGCAGAGCUCCCGUAGCCUGGACGCGCUGUCAGACCUGAAGCUGCAGCGUCUGGAGGCGGAGCUUGAAGGGGCGCGGCAUGAGGCUCAGGGGGCAUGUCAGCGAGAGGAGGAGCUAAAGGCAGAGUGCGAGAGACUGAAGGAGGAGAUUAGACAACUGCAGAACGACCAGCGCGAAAGGCAGGAAAUGACUUCGCCUUGCAAGCAGUGCGAUGUGGAGUGGAUAAAGAAGGUGGGAGAUGAACAGGUGAACCUGGCACUGGCUUACACAGAGCUGACGGAGGAGCUGAGUCGUCUGCAGGCUCUGAGUUCCAAACAGACAGAGAUCCUAAGGAAGGCUUCUCAAGAGCAGGCCAGUCCAGUCCAGCGCCACUCUCCCAUCCAGCGCCACUCUCCGGUUUCCCAGCGACACUCCCCCAUCUCACAGAGGCACUCCCCCGCCCCUUUGCCCCCCCACUCCCCUUUGCAACAGAGACGCUCCCCUGUCCUGCAGCGCCUGUCCCCGGAUAUGCACCGCCGCUCCCCCCUGCUGGACGUCAGUGACCACGGCCCCGCCUCCUACUCCUGUCGUCCCGCCUCCCAACACCUCCGGGCCAGUUUCCAGGGGCGACGCAGCUACUCAGAGGUGACAGAUCCCUCGGCAUACCACUGCCCCCCGAGGUUCUCUCUAGACCCCGUGUCCACUCUGCCCAAGCCGCGCCCGUACAUCGAGAGCUACCCCAAACAGGCGUCUUUAAGCUCCUCCCACAGCGGACAUCAGCUGCGGAGCCCCACGUCGCCCAUCCAAAGCCCUCUGUCAGACGGGCCGCUGGGGGAGAGCUCGCUGCGUCACUCCAGAGAGAUGCCCUUCCCGCUCUCGGAGGUGGCCCACUUGCACUUUGAGCCCCAGCCCCCCUCCACGCCCGCCCCUCAGCCCCCGCAGUCAUCUGAGGAUGAGGAGGAGUGGACUCAGCCCAUCAGCCCGCCACGUACUCUGGGCGUGCUCAGUCCCACCGUGGGCCCUGGCUCCAUGAGGGGUCCGGCUUCCUGCACCGCCUUCCCCAUCCCCCAGAGGCCCAACACCCUCAGCUGUCACCCGCAGGGGUACAUGUCUGCGGAGCACGCUCAGUCAUGGCCCUCCAUCAAUUUGUGGAUGGAAACGGAGGAGAGCGACAUGCGGAGCUGCCCCCUGUGUCAGCUGAUCUUCCCCGUGGGUUACCCAGACGACGCGCUCAUCAAGCACAUCGACUCCCACCUGGAAAACAGCAAGAUCUGAUCGCCAUGGCAACACACACGCACACCUGUCCUACACAUUAUAUAAGAGACACGGGCAGGUCAUGGGAAAAGGCCUACAGGACCACAGAGAUCAACAGUGGUUUUUAAGGAGAAGAUAUGGUAUGGGGAUGUUUCUAUUUGCUUGAGAAAAUUGGACUUAAAUUUGUUCUGGAGGAUGCUUUGCACGUUUGCUAUGGUCGACGCAGCUGUUUUGAGUGUUGUUGCGUGGUUACAGGCGGUUUCAGGUAUAGUCUUACUGCUUCAAAGUGUUUUUAGCAAAGAUUUGUAUUUUUAAAAAAGUUAAGGGACUCUGUACAAUGUAAAAAACAUCUACAAAAUAUGAUAAAAUACUGGGAGUUAUGGAUGCCAAAAUGUGAAAAUAUACAAUGGCUAUAAGUGACUCAUAUUGUGUUUUUUAGUACAAUACAUAUUACAUCGUCUAAAGUUUAACAGACUAUGAUGGCAAUAGAAUAAUGAGUGUAUUGGCUGUUUUAUAAGUAGUAUGUACAAUUUUUAUCAGUGAUGCAUUUUGUAUUUUGCAUAAAUGCUCUGAUAAUCUUCCAGUAUUUUAUCAAAUAUUUGUGGAUUUUUUUUACAAUGUAUGAAAAUUUAGGAAUGGAAAUGAAAUGACAGUAUUAUUUAAAAGAUCAGGGAGAGCAGAAGUGUCACGACUUAGCUUUAACGCAGCUACAGUUUUCUAUGUUUCACUUACAUUGUGCAGUAAGUGCCAAGGACAGUGAACUGGCUUUCAGGUUUGCGUGUUCUAAUUGUGUAACAGGCAAAAAACAUUCUUAACGGAUUAUAUGUUUUUUGGAGAUUACAUCCUCUAUCAACACCAAAUUUUAGUAUUGUUUCAAUCUCCCAUGACAUUAUAAAAAGUAAUUCUCAAGUAUGUUUUUUGAAAGGCAACAACAUUUAUAUACAAGACUGUUAUUAUGUAGUUUAUUGCAUAUAUUUGAGAUUAUUCUAAUAUUAAGAUAUGCAGUCCCUUUUAAAUUAUUCAAUUGAAAAAAGUUGCCAAUUCUCUUAUUUAUCUAUGGGAAAAGUUUGUAACAGUUUAACAUUCCUCUAGUCAACAGCAGCAGCAACAAGUAUUGUGAAAGUGAAUGCCAGUUUGAGCAGCCCUACGGGAAAGGGCUAAUCUUUAAAAGUAGGAGGACCUUUUUAGCCAGAUAUACCUUUAUGCUUGCGGCCUGUUGAAAAGUAUAUUAGCACUUUACGUUAGCAUAGCCUAUACAAUGUUUUCGGUCCUUCUUGUAACAUAUUGAUUUAUAUUGUUUAUCUGUAAUUUUUGGAGGCAAAAAAUAUGAAGAUAUAUUUUUGCAAGUGAUGACGCACACGUUUCACACCAGAGACGCUUGUAUAGAAGAGACCUGAAGUACCACGGCACACUGAGGGACUGUACAAGGACUACAGAACUGGGAUUUCGCUUGGUCUUCCUAAACAUUUGCCCUUUGAAUAGUUUGAUGUCAAGCCUGCCCAGACCGCCCACCAAAAAAGAAAAGGAAAAAGCCGACCCACAACUACUUAGUUUGUUUACACAGUUCACUCCAGGCUUAAAAUUAUGACCAUCUGCCCAACUCAUGAAGAAGUGACGCAUUUUGCAUUUUCUAAUUCAUCCAUCUCUCAUUUUCAUAUUGAAACCACAGCUGCCCUGGCCUACGUGGCUGCUAAUCUGCUCCAAUGGCUUCUCAAAUCACCAAUCUUGCCCAAGGACACAAAGACAUUAUGGACUGUUUGAGGCUUGGAUUGAACCACCAAACAACUGGUUAUAAGGCGAUCUCACACGCACACACACCCCUGAACCACUUUCACUCCCACAGAAAUCUGUUUUCUUGCUUCGUGAUAGAAUAUUAAUGGUGCACUGUGUAACUUUAGUUAGGUCCACCACCUGCUUGAGUCCAUGGAGAUGUUAUUGCUUUGCCUUGGCUCUUUUUAUUGCUCUAAAUACCCUGAAAAGCAGUGUCACAUCCCCAUAGAGCUGACCGGUAACUUCAACUGUUUUUUUAUCCAUGGAUUUCAGAGCGAUGAAAAAUUUGCACGGUUGCUAUAGCAGUUAACAAUUUGAAAUGACCUAAGAAUAUGGAUACUCCAGACAAAGCAAUGGCAUAUCCAUGGAAAAAGAUACAUAGUACAUCUUUAACUUGAUAACUGGUGAGUGGUCAUAAUGCUAUGCCAGGUUGGUUGUACUGUUUGCAAUGUUAAUUCUGCAGGGUAUAAGCAAAAUACUUCUAUCAUUUACUUACAGUUUCAUACACAGGUUCUUUUUUAACCACAGAUUCUCGUAGGACCUCUUUUUGAACAGUAACAGUGAUGUCAGCGACACUCAGGCUUUCAGUUUAAAUGUUUCUAUAGUAAAGGGGAGGUCCCAGGGCACACGAACACAUCACAUUAUGAACCACUGACCGGGUUUAUGGCGAUCCACUAAAAGAAGUCAAAGAGGUUUUUACUGACUCACGGUACUUUAUGUAUUUUUGUGAUUUCUUGUAUAAUAUAAGCUGUGUACAGAUGUUUGCAAGUGUGUGCGGCUAAUGCUAAAUGUAUCUUAUCCAACUUCAAAUUGGAGUGACUGUAAAUUAAUAUAUAAAUCCCAAACGCAUAUAACCCCAAUGUUUUAGCAGUAGUGCGUGCUCUGCUGAUAGGCCAGUUUCUUUUACAUUGCAUCUUGACUGAAAAAAGUGAGUGACAUCUUGCCAUUCAAAGCAGACUUUUUGAUCA